Closterium sp. Naga37s-1 is the source of this 627-nucleotide messenger RNA. Lineage: Eukaryota; Viridiplantae; Streptophyta; Zygnematophyceae; Desmidiales; Closteriaceae. The record is from the annotation of a GenBank genome assembly.
AUGACCACAGCGCAAGAAGGCGGUAGCACCUCCCCCAAGAUCACCGUGCCGCUCUGCGUCUCCACCUUCAGUUUCUUCAUCAACGGCAAGCCCAACAUCUGGAUGACGGCCACCCAGACGUAUCAGAUCUACAGCGGCGCAAUCGCCGCAUGGGGCGCCGCCGUUCCUGGCUCGGCCGUCUCGGGCUAUGGCGACGGCAUGGACGGCACGGCCAUGACGUACGCCGGCCUUAAGAAGGUGGAGGGCACCCAGGCCGUGUGCGACGCGAUUGCCGCGACCAAGGGCGCCAUUGGUUACGCGUUCACCGGUGCCUGCAGCGUGACUGCGAAGCGUCAGUUCGCGGCUGUCAAGAACGCUGCUGGCGUGGCCAUUGUCCCCUCUAAAUGGAAACCCGGAGCUGCGAUCCCCACCACCCCGCCCGCUGCACCUGAUGCUUCCUGGGCGACCGUGGACUUUAUCUACAAGGGCAGAGCUACAACCCCUCCCAUGGUGUCUAUGGAGUUCGCUUUCAUCCGCAAGACCGUCAGCGGCGCGCAGGGCAGGAUCGCCAAGGCGUUCAGUGCGACGCCUCCUGCUUGGCUCAACCCGUCCAGUGCCUUGCUGAAUGCCAUUGUUGUGUCGGCGUAA